Molecule: messenger RNA, 381 nt
Organism: Aureococcus anophagefferens
Lineage: Eukaryota; Pelagophyceae; Pelagomonadales; Pelagomonadaceae
Exons: 1
Biological process (GO): regulation of gene expression
Cellular component (GO): cytoplasm; nucleus
Molecular function (GO): mRNA binding
Source: RefSeq, a predicted model, not a curated record
AUGCACGACGCGAGCCUCGGCCCCGAGCAGCUCGAGACCGUGCACUGCCCCCAGGCGCUCGUGGGCCGCCUCAUCGGCAAGCAGGGCGACACGAUCAAGGACCUGCAGCGGCGGUCCGGCGCGCGCAUCCAGAUCGACCAGAACUUCCCCGAGGGCACGCCGCGCGUCGUCACCGUCGAGGGGAGCGCGCAGUGCGUCGCGCUCGGCGUCCAGCUCGUGCGGUCCCUCAUCGGCAACUCGCCGGCCGUGGGCAACGGCAACCCGGGCAAGAUGACGACCUUCGAGUGCCCCAAGGCCCUCGUGGGCCGCGUCAUCGGCAAGGGCGGCGAGACGAUCAACGAGCUCCAGCGCCGGUCCGGCGCGCGCAUCCAGAUCGAGCAG